UCUCUUGCUGGCUUGCUUGUUUCACAUCAGUUUUUUUCUUCGAUUUGUUGAUCUGCUCUAGGUCCCGAUCUUUAAUGGGCACAGGGGAUCCUGGAGAGUUGAGCUCGAGAGAGAGAAGAAUCUGAAAAAGGGUGGAUUUUUGUGGGAAUUUACUGAUGGGUUGUGUGUGAUGUGAAGGAGGUGAAGAUGGGGAGGAGGAAUUGGAAGAAGGGUUUGUGUUAAAGUUUGUUUCUUUGAGUUGGGAUUUUGUGCGUUUGGUUCGAUUUGGUUGGAUUUGAUAUGGGUGGGUGUUUCGCUUGUUUUAGAUCAUCAAACAAUGAUGGAAGUAGUAGUGGAGGUGCUGUGAAGGAAGUAAGCAACAAGGAUUCGGCUAAAGAUGGCUCAGUGACUCAGUCUAACCAUGUCAACAGAGUCAGUUCAGACAAAUCAAAAUCACGAAAUGGCUCUGAUCCCAAGAAGGAACAGGCAGUUUCCAAAGAACCAACACCACAUAUUGCUGCACAAACAUUUACAUUUCGAGAGCUUGCUGCAGCAACAAAGAACUUUAGGCCAGAAUCUCUAUUGGGUGAGGGGGGUUUUGGGCGUGUUUACAAGGGUCACUUGGAGACUACAGGACAGGUUGUUGCUGUGAAACAGCUUGAUAGGAAUGGCCUUCAAGGAAAUAGAGAAUUUCUUGUUGAAGUUCUGAUGCUUAGCCUUUUACACCAUCCGAACCUUGUCAACUUGAUUGGUUAUUGUGCUGACGGGGACCAACGCCUCCUUGUCUAUGAGUUUAUGCCUUUAGGUUCAUUGGAGGAUCACUUACAUGAUCUUCCGCCAGACAAGAAGCCCCUGGACUGGAAUACAAGAAUGAAAAUUGCAGCUGGUGCAGCCAAAGGAUUGGAGUACUUGCAUGAUAAAGCUAAUCCUCCUGUAAUUUAUAGGGACUUAAAAUCUUCCAACAUCCUUCUUGAUGAAGGCUAUCACCCUAAGCUAUCAGAUUUUGGGCUUGCAAAACUGGGUCCUGUUGGUGACAAAACCCAUGUCUCCACUCGUGUGAUGGGUACAUAUGGUUAUUGUGCUCCAGAAUAUGCAAUGACUGGCCAACUCACCCUUAAAUCCGAUGUUUACAGUUUUGGAGUUGUGUUUCUUGAGCUUAUCACAGGGCGCAAGGCCAUUGAUAAUACAAGGCCUCCUGGAGAACACAAUCUUGUUGCAUGGGCACGGCCACUUUUCAAGGAUCGCAGGAAGUUUCCAAAGAUGGCUGACCCAUUGCUGCAAGGUCAUUAUCCGAUGCGUGGACUGUACCAAGCCCUUGCAGUUGCAGCCAUGUGUUUGCAGGAACAAGCUGCUACAAGGCCUCUAAUAGGUGAUGUUGUGACAGCCCUCACAUAUUUAGCCUCCCAAACCUAUGAUCCAAAUGCACCAAGCAGCCAGAGUAACAGAGUUGGACCUUCUACUCCAAGAAUGAAGGAUGACCGGAGGAGUAUGACGGAUGGGUUGGACAGCCCAGAUGAGCCAGGACGUGUAAGGCGGCACGGUUCCCCCUCCAUCCAUAAAAAUUCACCUGAUUAUAGGAAAAGGGAUCAUCAUGUUAGGGAAUUGAGUACUGGUGCAGAGUUAGGCAGGAGUGAAACUGGAGGUGAGUCUGGCAGGAGAUGGGGUUUGGAUGAUUUAGAACAACAGCAAACUCACAAAGAUAGCCCUCGGAACAUUGCAAGAGGAAGAGAAACCCCAAGGAAUCAUGAUCUCGAUAGAGAACGUGCUGUUGCAGAAGCAAAGGUAUGGGGUGAGAACUGGAGGGAGAAAAAGCGAGCAACCGCAAUGGGUAGCUUUGAUGGUACAAAUGACUGAUUGUGCGUCAGCACCCAGCCAUGUCAUUUUGAACAUCAAGGGUAUAAAAAUGUUGUACCAUCUCUAAGGUUUCAUCCUGCAAAAGAAGAAGAUACACCAUGCUUUACCGUCUCAUUUGCCAUUUCCACGGUGGGAAUAAGAGUUCUUGCAUGCAUCCAUCGUCUCUGACUGUUGUUGCUUGUCCUGUAUCGUUCUUAUAGUGGAGUACGAACAGAAUGCUUCAGUUAUGUGGUUGAAGGAAGAAGACACAGUUAAGGACAAGGAGCGGGUGUGGUAGAUUUUUGAGGCAUAUUAUACAGGUAAAUUCCGCUUGCCUAAUGUUGUAAGGAAUCUGUUGGUAUUUAUUAUUGUCUUUAGGGUUUUCUAAGAUUCUUGUCAAGGGGAAAUUCUGCGGAGAAUGUCUAAAUUUUGCCCCAUAUUUGUUGUCUGUAUGUUGGGACACUUAGUGGGAUUUGUGUGGUUUAUCUUCUUUAGACAUUGUUGUUACAUAUUUGAGCUGGUACAGCAUGAAUUUAUGAGUUCAGCUUUCAUGUUUUCGGCUUAUACAUUCCAGUUU
This is a messenger RNA of Rubroshorea leprosula, 2389 nucleotides long. Lineage: Eukaryota; Viridiplantae; Streptophyta; Magnoliopsida; Malvales; Dipterocarpaceae. The record is from the annotation of a GenBank genome assembly.